CUCUCUCAAAAACCCCUAAAGUCAAAAACCGAACCCAACCCCCAUCUUCCAAAACAGACUUGCACGGCCUUGCUUUAUUCAAACAAUGGCGUCUCUCGCAGCCACCGGCUUCCACAAAGCCCCAACGCUUUCUUCCAAAAUCCCACCCAAUUCUCACCGAUGCCCACCAUUUACGUGUUUGAAACGGCACUGUUUCACCGCUAAAACGCCCAUCUUUCUGAAAACCGCCAUUAGAGCUUCGAACCCAAGCGCCGCCGCCGAGUCCUCUUCUCCGGGACUCUACUCCGCCAAGCAGUACGAACUCACGGUUCCCAACGUCGACUUGGUUCUCGAGGACGUCCGCCCUUAUCUCAUCUCCGAUGGCGGUAACGUCGACGUUGUCUCCGUUGAGGACGGCGUCGUUUCGCUCAAGCUUCAAGGGGCAUGUGGGAGCUGUCCGAGCUCAACGACCACCAUGAAGAUGGGAAUCGAAAGGGUGCUCAAGGAAAAGUUUGGAGACGCACUCAAGGAUAUUCAACAAGUCUUUGAUGAAGAAAAUAAAGAGAUCACCGUUGAGGUAGUGAAUCGUCACCUGGACAUUCCAGCCAUAAAGAACUUUGGUGGGAGUGUGGAAGUGUUAUCGGUUGAAGGUGGGGAUUGCCAUGUAAAUUAUGUAGGGCCUGAGUCCAUCGGAUCAGGAAUCAAAGCAGCGAUUAAGGAGAAGUUCCCAGAUAUCGUCAAUGUUGUAUUCACUGGAUAGCUUUGACUCCCAUGGAGAUGUCUUCCGACGUAUAAUUGUAUUCAAAAUGGUUAGCCGCUGGCUUCAUCAACUUCCAAUUUGUGUAUCUUGUUGAAUAAAUGAUUUAUUAUCGUUACUUGUACAAUGAAUUUUGUGUAAUUAGGCGUUGGUACGUGAUGAAUUCCAGCUUUGUUCUCUGUUGUAAACACUUCUGAGGGGGAAUUCGAUUAACUUCUGCAUAUUCAGUAGAAAAAUGAAAGAAAA
This is a messenger RNA of Malus domestica (apple), 982 nucleotides long. Its product is annotated as nifU-like protein 1, chloroplastic. Gene Ontology annotation, biological process: iron-sulfur cluster assembly. Lineage: Eukaryota; Viridiplantae; Streptophyta; Magnoliopsida; Rosales; Rosaceae. Gene Ontology annotation, cellular component: mitochondrion. The record is from RefSeq and is a predicted model, not a curated record. Gene Ontology annotation, molecular function: iron ion binding; 4 iron, 4 sulfur cluster binding.